Trypanosoma cruzi is the source of this 579-nucleotide messenger RNA. RefSeq lists its product as uncharacterized. Bases 1 to 579 code for a protein of 192 amino acids. The record is from RefSeq and is a predicted model, not a curated record. The transcript has a single exon. NCBI's taxonomy places the organism in Eukaryota, Euglenozoa, Kinetoplastea, Trypanosomatida, Trypanosomatidae.
AUGCCGGCGAAAGUGAAGGACGACGUGAUUGUGGAAAUAGACCCUGCCACCGUUUACUUUACCUUUUCUCGUAUUCGUCCCACGUUUUCAUGUGGCCGCACAAUUGCCAGCACACUCGAUCAGUUUCUUCGUUGUGAAGUGGCACCCAACGAUCUGCCGCUGCUGUGUGUCCUGACAGACAAGGCGGGUCGGUGCUACAGCCUCAACAAUCGUCGUCUCUAUUUGUACAAGGAACUGAAAGAACGCGGUGUUCUGGAAACGGUGCCAGCGCGGCUGCGGCAAAUGCCUGACACGCGGCGGAUGCGUGAAAAGUACACGCCGGAGAAGUGUGCGCUGCGCGCGACGCUGAAGCGUGAAGGUCACGCAGCGACAGCGUCCCAAGAGCAGAGAGACGAUAGCGGCCAGGAUGAGGCUGAAGAACGAACGGAGGGAGAAGAGGGAAAAAAGGAUGGAGGGAAGACUUUCACGAUGGCGCCCCCGACCCUUUUGGGGUGGCAGGAGGCCGCAAAAGCCAGAAGGAAACGAAAUGGCGGUCGGGCAACGACGCUGGAGGAGGAGCUCCUUGAAUUGGGCGUUUAA